Molecule: messenger RNA, 2374 nt
Organism: Pseudophryne corroboree (corroboree frog)
Lineage: Eukaryota; Metazoa; Chordata; Amphibia; Anura; Myobatrachidae
Gene: CCNB3
Product: cyclin B3
Exons: 13
Coding region: 70-1368 (432 amino acids)
Biological process (GO): regulation of cyclin-dependent protein serine/threonine kinase activity; mitotic cell cycle phase transition
Cellular component (GO): nucleus; cytoplasm; cyclin-dependent protein kinase holoenzyme complex
Molecular function (GO): cyclin-dependent protein serine/threonine kinase regulator activity
Source: RefSeq, a predicted model, not a curated record
CCGAGGACGGAAGACCGAGACAGUUCCCCGAUCUCCAGCACAUUCCCUACAGGAGGUAGGUCACUGAAAAUGAUGCCCACUCAUCGCAACUCGCGACCGGGGUUAUCCAAACUUCCUCGUCCGGGAAAGCCAGUUGCUGUGGAGAAUGUUUUGUCUGAGAAGUUCCGCUGGAAGGACGCUCCCCAGGCUUCCCCUGCAGUAUCCUGUACAAGAAAGGAGGAUUGUGGCCAGACAAAGCGCUCCCCGUCCUCUCCACAGGGUGGGGCAAAGAAAAGAUCUGCAUUUGGGGACAUCACUAAUGCUAACAAAAAUCAGCUGCUUCUGAAGAAAAAAGAUGGGCCUAAAGCUGUCCUGAAGAAGACAAAAAACGUUGCUACAAGUGGAGUUGCAAAAAAUAACGAGAUAAACCUAAAGAGAAAUCAUAGAAAACUUGGAACCACAGAGUCUGUCCUUGUAGUGGUGAAAGAAGAAAAGUCGAGCAAUGAAGAAGUUGAAUCUAAACCCAAGGUGGAAACGUUUGUGGAACAGGUAUUGCCACCUGAUGUUGAGGAUAUUGAUAAGGACUCCCUGGGAGACCCAUUUGCAAGCUCUGAGUAUGCUUUGGAUAUCUUCACCUACAUGCGUGACAGAGAGGAAAAGUUUCUGCUUCCAAAUUACAUGGAGGUUCAGAAUGAUAUUAGCAAGGAGAUGAGAGCCAUCCUAGUGGAUUGGAUGGUGGAGGUGCAGGAGAACUUUGAGCUGAAUCAUGAGACUCUUUACCUGGCAAUAAAACUGGUGGACCAUUACUUAGCGGUCUGCAUUAUUAUGAAGGAGAAGCUGCAGCUCAUCGGAUCCACUGCUGUACUGAUAGCGUCUAAAUUUGAGGAACGCUGCCCGCCUUGCUUGGAUGACUUCCUAUAUAUCUGUGAUGAUGCAUACAAGAGGGAGGAGCUUGUGGCAAUGGAGAUGGAGAUCCUACAAAAGCUGAACUUUGACAUCAACAUCCCAGUCCCCUAUCGCUUCCUUCGUCGCUUUGCAAAGUGUGCACAUGCCAACAUGGAGACUCUGACACUUGCUCGCUACAUUUGUGAGCUCACUCUGCAAGAGUAUGACUUCAUGCAAGAAGGUGCUUCCAAAAUGGCUGCCAGCUGCUUACUGCUUGCAUUGAAGAUGAAAGACUUUGGUGACUGGACUGCUACACUGCGACACUACAGUGGAUACCAGACAAGAGAUUUGUUGCCGCUUGUGAAAAGAUUGAAUUUCCUGCUUUCAUGUCAACCACAUGAGAAGCUGAAGGCUGUAAGGAGUAAAUACUCACACAGGGUGUUCUUUGAGGUCGCAAAACUCCCACCGCUGGAUAUGCUGGCGUUAGAAGCAAUACAGAGCUAACCUUCACCUCUCCUGCUUCUGUUACAGCAUUUGUAUAUACAAUGUAAAUAUGUACUUUUAUAUAUUAUGGAAACUGGAAGCUCCGGCUGCCUCAUUGCAUUUCUGUGUACAGCCUUCUGCAAAUAGCAACAAUCCCACCGGAUGGAGAAGUGUUGAAUAAAAAAAAAAAAAGAGUAGAUGUAAUGUGUCAUUUAUACGCAGUAGGUACACAGCAAAGGUUGUUGGUCUUCCCAUAAGUUAUGUUUAAUAUAAUUUUUAACCACAAAAAAUAAAAUCUCCUUCUUAAGAUAUUUAGAGCCCAUCAAGUAUAAUUUAAUUUAAAGAAAACCAGAUAGAACAAAAAUGUGUAUCAUUGAGUUUAAUUUUUCAAGCAGUGUGAAAUACAUAAAUGUCCACAAAAAAAAAAAAAAAAAACAUUUUUAAUUAUAGUAUAUACACACACUACCUGCACAGAUAAGAUGUCCCCAUCACGCAGAUAUCUUGUGCACGCACAUAUCAUACGCUCUACAUGCACAAUCCAAUCCCAGUGCUCUCCUGUGUAUUUAAGAUAAAAAAAAAAAUGUAACAGGCUUGUAUUCCUGCAUAAACUAAAACCUGUUCAACAGCGGGUUAUGAAUGUCUAAUUCUGUUUCACCCCAAAAGAGGAAACUGCCUUAUGGUUUUAUAUGUUAAUUCCUAAAAUAUUUGUUUUCCACAUAUAGGAAGUCUUCUAUGUAUUAUUCAUUCAUAACACCCCUGCAAACUCUCAGAGAAAAAAAAGUUAUUAGUUGUUUGUGCUUAUCAGUUGACAAAUCUCUUCCAACCGGUCAACUCCUAACCUGAUUUAUCAAUUCCGGAAAGUAGUCUGGGUUCAUAUACAGUACCUCUUGUCUAUUCUCUAUGCUGGGAUAUGUCGGUUAGCCAUGGCAAUUGAUAGAUCGCAAUGCUGAAACCACGUUGUGUUGAAGAGAAGCUGAUUAAUAUUUUAUUCUGUUUUGAAUCAAGACAUUAAAAAAAAAAAUGAAAA